Messenger RNA from Symbiodinium necroappetens, 528 nucleotides. NCBI's taxonomy places the organism in Eukaryota, Dinophyceae, Suessiales, Symbiodiniaceae. The record is from the annotation of a GenBank genome assembly.
AUGGACAACAUCGAGACGCAGCUGAUUUGGGACAUCCCGGAUCCUGCUGCCAAAGAUGUGAUUCUGGAGGAGCCGGAGAUGGAGAAGCGAGCCCCGGUCCACGCAGUGGCACCGGAUCUAAAGAUUUCAGAGGAAGCUCUGGCCGAGUUUGGAGCAGACUUGGAGGAAGCCAAGGUUACCGGAGCUGUGGCAGAGCAGCUGGAGGUGUCGAAGGCGGCACGCUUGGCUGCAGCGCAGGACAAGGUGGACGCGGCGGCCAAGAAGGACAACACCAAGACGGUGGCCAAAGGCUCCAAGAUCAAGACAGCCCCGGAGCCAGCCCCAGAGCGAGCAGAGAACAGCAACACAGACCCAGACGGCAGCAGCGCAGGCAAGUACGAUUGGGCGACCAAGGCUACAGAGCUGAAGGCUGCUGGGGUGCCGAUCCUGCACAACUUCCAGGGCCAAGCCAAGAGCUACACAUUGUCUGCUGCGGAAUACCAUGGAAUGGGUGAGAACUGGGAUGCCGGGUCUAUCAGUGUAUUGUGA